GGGCGAUUACCGCCUCUUCCGGGGCGGGCUGCAACGAGUUGAGAUUGCUCAGCUCCUCCGGCCCUGAUCUUCUACGCUCUCUGAUGCAAUGAGCUUCCUCAAAAUUUUCCCGCCGCCCGGGCCGGCUGAGGGGCUCCGGCAGCAGCAGCCAGACACCGAGGCUGUGCUGAACGGAAAGGGCCUCGGCACCGGCACCCUUUACAUCGCUGAGAGCCGCCUGUCUUGGUUAGAUGGCUCUGGAUUAGGAUUCUCACUGGAAUACCCCACCAUUAGUAUACAUGCAGUGUCCAGGGACCUAAAUGCCUAUCCGCAAGAGCAUUUGUAUGUUAUGGUGAAUGCCAAAUUUGGAGAAGAAUCAAAAGAAUCUGUUGCUGAUGAAGAAGAGGAAGACAGUGAUGAUGAUGAUGAACCUAUUACUGAAUUUAGAUUUGUGCCUACUGAUAAAUCAGCCUUGGAGGCAAUGUUCACUGCAAUGUGUGAAUGCCAGGCCUUGCAUCCAGAUCCUGAGGAUGAAGAUUCAGAUGAUUACGAUGGAGAAGAAUAUGAUGUGGAAGCACAUGAACAAGGGCAGGGGGAUAUCCCUACAUUUUAUACCUAUGAAGAAGGAUUAUCCCAUUUAACAGCAGAAGGCCAGGCCACAUUGGAGAGAUUAGAAGGAAUGCUUUCUCAGUCUGUGAGCAGCCAGUAUAAUAUGGCUGGGGUCCGGACAGAAGAUUCAAUAAGAGAUUAUGAAGAUGGAAUGGAGGUAGAUACCACACCAACAGUUGCUGGACAGUUUGAGGAUGCAGAUGUUGAUCACUGAAAAUGAUUUAUGCUGCGUUAAGAUUUUGCUCAUAACUGUAGGAGAGAACUUGGUUCCUCUUCCACUCUGGAGUGGGGUUGAUGAAAGCCUUUUUCCUUCUCCAAAACUCACCUGAACCAGUUCUCUCUUGAGAUAAAGUAUACUGAGACAGCAAGUUGUCACCAGCAGAAGAAACUAUGACUUUUAUUAACAAAGGUGAAUUAACUUAACCAAGAAGGUAUUUGUAGUUUGUCAUUUGCCCCCAAACCUUCUGUGUCUAGGUACCCUCUGAGUAGGCCUAUAAUUCCUGCCUUCACUGUAUGCAUCUUCUGUAAGCUAGCAGGCCUAUGUGGUGGACUGAGUGGAAAGAGAGAGGCUGAAGCUAAGAUACACCUCUUUGAGGCCCAAGGAUAUUGUUACCCCUAAAAAGAAAGACAAAGAGAUCUCAGAGGAAUCCUAGCCUCUGCUUAUUCUCCACAGGGCAAGAGUCUUUUACUAAUUUGGGGCCCACAUUAAUUCAGGCAUCUCUAGGAAGCCUCUUCAGAAACAGCCCAGCCACAUACUACCACUAACACAAGUACUUCUGACUAGUUUUUGCUCCUUUCACCAUGUUUCACUGGUCUAGGCUGUUAUAACCUCUUAGGUUAUACCUUUUAAUUUCCAGCCUCUUAGGUUAGAUUCUGUAACAGAACAAAUGAAACUGGGAUGAAGUCCUCAGAGUACUUCAAAUGAUAAUUGUUUUGUUUUUGUAAUAGCAUAACAAAUAAAUCUAGGUUUUUUUAUAUUA
Molecule: messenger RNA, 1568 nt
Organism: Galeopterus variegatus (Sunda flying lemur)
Lineage: Eukaryota; Metazoa; Chordata; Mammalia; Dermoptera; Cynocephalidae
Gene: CLNS1A
Product: chloride channel, nucleotide-sensitive, 1A
Exons: 7
Coding region: 89-802 (237 amino acids)
Biological process (GO): spliceosomal snRNP assembly; cell volume homeostasis; chloride transport
Cellular component (GO): spliceosomal complex; methylosome; cytosol
Source: RefSeq, a predicted model, not a curated record